AUCCUACGUUUACCGCUGAAUAAGAGUUACACCACGUGACCAGCAGGAGUUCCAGCUGCCCUGCACGCACGGUCCUGUCACCUGUGUAGUUUUUUUAAAGGUGUAGUUUGUAAAACAAUGUCGUCGUUUGAAGAGCUUGUGGUCAGUGUGCAGGACUGUGUGGUCAGCGAGGAUCAUGUUCGUGACAAACUCCGCCUCUUCUGUGAUAAACUCUCUGAAUCCUCCAGGAGCGCUGUUAAAAGAUGUAAGGAGCGCAGUUUGGAGGAGGCUGCUCUUCUCCUCAGACAGAUCUCACAGACUGAGCUCUGUGGUUUAGAGAAGAAUCAUCUCCUGCUUCUGGUCAGACUCCUCGUCUCCAUGCAGCUGCAGACGGCCAGCAUCUCCACAGCCUGUCGUAAAGUGGACCAGAUGCUGCAGCACUUGUCAAACGUGGACCAGCAGCUGGUUUUUAGAGAAAUCCAACAGUGUUUACACUCCAUGAUCCACACUGACCAGGUAUUGUCUUUUGAGGAUCUACAGAGAGCCUGUAUGUUCCUGGAGGACAGCACCGCGGGCCGAGACGUGUGGCGAGAGUCGUGCCCGUCCUUGCUGAGUAAAAUUUCCGAGUUGUUCCCUGUUGUGUUGCAACACGAAUCCCAUAGAGAUGGACCGCUGUGUUACAUUGCCAUCAAGCUGUGCUUGCAAACAUUCCAGCUGUUGUCCACUGAGGUGUCUCCUCUCGUGUGGAACAAGGAGCACAGGAGUUCACCAAUGCAGACGAUCUUGCAGGCGCUCAUGGACAUAAUACUUGGACAGUGCUGCAACAGGGACACUCGUCUUCUGGCCGGCACUGCUGUGGCCAUGCUGAUCAACACAGCGUCAGAGAGCGGAGCUGGAGGAGCGGCUGCCUGGAGUCUGCUACACUUCUCUGACAUAGAGCCUUGGCCUCUGACCGUUGGCGCUCUUCAGAUACAGUGUGUUCCUGUAGGAGGAGAUGGGGUGGCGAGGCUGGCCGUGAGCAGGGGCCUCCUCACCUGCUGUCGACCUCACGUCUUGCUCAGCUCAAGUGUGGACGACACGGAUACGUGUUUACUGCUGAAAGGUUUGUUUCCUCUCGUCUACGCUUUGUGUGAGGAGAAGCUGGAUUGCCACUACUUUGCCUUUGAAGUGUUAACACUAUGGCUGAAGAGAGUGAAAGAACACUUGGCCGAUAUCUGGAAGACGACGGGUGUCUGCCUUCUGUCUGACAACAGCGUCCUGCUGCAGAAGCUCAUUGACAUUAUCUGGACCAAUGCAGAAAGCCCAGUGGAGGGUGUGUCAGAGUUUGUGCGCAGUGCCCUCUCUCUGCUGCUGGACAUCUAUGAGACGGACUGUGUGAAGUUUUGUGACACAAAGAAGACUCUGCAUUUCACUCUGCUUCAGCGAGCCAUCAAACUACCCUGGGAAACCAAAGCCAAAUAUCAUCAUCUGUGUGCAUUGUUGCCAUAUCUGGGCACAGACACGGUGCUUGAUCAAUAUGUCGAUUUACCCAGUCAUCUCCUCAAGGGCUUGUCAACGAAUCACCUGUCACCGUGUGGAUCCGAGCUUUAUAAAUGUCUGAUCCAGCAGCUGAGGCGAGAGCUGUGCGACAAGUCAGAGUCACACACCGAACUGGAUCUGGCCGAUGAGUGGGCGAGGCGAUGGCAGUCCGUCCUGCACAAGGCACUGACGUCGGAUGUGACUCUUCUGCAGAACAACGGCUCAACACACUUAUUGCCCUGCACCUUUCAAGUCUUCCCUUCUUCUGUGAAUCAUCUGCUGGCCUCUCUGGACCCAUUCACCCCCGGACACCUCCAUGCCUGGGCCUGCAUCAUGAGCUCCUACCGAGCCACGACAGGAGGCUCUCCCUGGGCUCUACAGGGCAGCUCGGCUCUUGAAACCCUCCAGCUGGCUCUGGGAUCUGCAGAUGACAAAGUCCGCCUUGCUGCUCUCAGCCUCCUCUGCUGCAGCCCGAAGACCAAAGACACCCCGACCACAGAGGAGAUGUCAAUAAUGAUGAGGUUUAUUCCUCAGAACCUAAACUGUGAGUCUGCACCUUUUCGCCAGCAUUUUCAGGCUGGAGUGAAGAGAUUUUUGGCUCGUAUCAGAGAUGGCUGCUUGGCACAAGUAAGACAACGGAAGAGCAAAAAGAAAGAAGAGACCUCUUGCUCAGAGAGGACACAUGAGUCAUUGGAGCAGGGAAUAGGGUUUGUGGAAUGGUUGGGUCAGCUCCCGUACAGUUAUCUGUCCCCAGGACACAGUUAUCAGAGGAAGAAGACCGUGUUGCUGAUGCUUUCUGCGGUGCUGGAAACCUGCACAGACACAUGGAGCCCAGACAGGAAGAAGGGACAACCUCCAGCAAACAUGGGUUCUCUUAUUGCCUGUGCCAGACAAAGAAGAAAGUGGGAUUUCUUUAGUCGGACAAAACAGUUGGUUCUUAUCAGCUGUUUAGAGGAUUCUACAAAUGAGAUACGAGAGCUCUCAGCUGGGCUGUUGUUAAAAUUUUUCCCGCCCAGUUUUCCAGACGACAUUGCUACAGUGCUGCUCCUGCGGACCAAACAUCUUCUGUGUAGCCCUCGGGUGCAGGAGGCUCAGAUGGGAGCGCUGAUGAUGAAGGUCCUCCUGCUGAAAUCACAAAACCAGCCUGAAAACUGCAGACUGAACCCUGACAGCAGUGGAAGCAUGGUCAGGUUCCUGGUGAAGCAGCUGGAGGAGCAUUAUCUCACAGCCAAGGCAGAGAUGAUGCUUGCUGCCAGAACCAAGCCCAUACAUGGCGUCGUAAGUGCACUUCAGAGGUGUUUGGUCGAGGCAGCCGAUCGUGUCUUUGACACACUUGACUGCAGUCUGAUAACAGAGGUGCUGGACCUGCUGGAGAACAUCUCUCUCCUGCUGCUGGGGGUUCUCUAUGGAGAUCUUCAGUCAACAGAAGCCCCACCUUCUUUUUGUGAUAUGGGAAAUGCCAUCAGCUCGCUGAUAGCCCAAACAUCUGCAGGAGACCCUGUUGACGGAGAGGAGUGUGUCCUGCUGUCUGAAGAUCAUAGCCUCGUUCUCACCUGCUGCUGGGUUUCCCUCAAGGAAAUAGGAAUCUUCUUAGGUUCUUUGGUGGAGAAAAUCCUCUCAGAAUCCAAACCCAGCAAAAGGCUCGUAGAAAAAGAGGAUUUAGUCCGAGCAUCAAAAAUAUUCAAGAAUAUUCUCCUCAAAUGCCGUCACUGGGGGGCGGUAGAGGGAUGCUGUAUUGGCUUCACCAAGUUCUGUGCCUCUCUGUUGAGCAGCAGCGAUCAGGAGCUCAGAGAAAUUCCAGCUCAUAUGCUGAAAGAAGGAUUACAGGUCGUGCAAUGCCCUCGUUCCACGUCGGUGACUCGGCGCGCCGCAGGUUUGCCGAUGCUCAUCCUGUGCGUCGUCUCAGCAGAGGAGUCCAGUAAAGCCAGACCACUGUUGUCCCACAGUAUGCAAACCCUGCUGGACACGGCCAAAACGCCUCUGCCUGACAACUGGGACCAAACACUCGACCUUCCUCAGGUUUGUGUUUUUGUAAACAAAGAAACAGGUUCGAGAAUAUUGGUCAGACGCGAUCACGUUAUCUUCUCUGGUCUCUCACAGGUGUGUGCAGUUCACACUCUGCAGGCCCUCGUGCGCGGCUCAGGUCUGGGAGUCGCUGUCCUUCAGUUUGCUCCUGCUGUAGCCAUCCUGUCCCUCACUCUGCUCAGCUCUCGCUGCUGGGCCAUGAGGAACGCUGCACUGCAACUCUACAGUUCUCUGUGCUCGCGAAUGCUCGGCCAGCGACCCAGCAGUGAAGACAGUGGUCCCACCCAGCACGCCAUGUCCCCUCCCACCUUCUUUUUCCACUACCCUGCUCUCCAGUCUUUCCUCCUCGGUGAGCUGAAGGAAGCGGCACAAGACCUCGAGGGGCGACCCGAUGAGGCCAAGCUCCACCUCCAACCUUCCCUCUACCCCGUCCUCACCCUGUUGGCCCAACUCCAGCCUGGCGUCCAAGACUCGACAGAAACAUUGUCAGACUUCCUGCCUCCUUUACUCCAGCUGUCUGACAGUUCUAUAUACAGUGUGAGAGUGAUGGCCUGUAAGGCUUUGGUUGCCAUGACUCCCCCCUCGGAGUACAUGAACAUCCUCGUCAAACUCACGGCUCAGCUGCCCGGGCGACAGCAGCGCUGCUCUCACAACCGGCUCCACGGGCAGCUGCUGCAGAUCAAAGCCAUUCUAGAGAGAAGUUUAACCCUAACCACAGACAGAGGCCUCUCAUCUGCCCUGACUGAGGCGCUGAGCAAGGUGGACGCGUCACUGUGGCUGGUGACUGAAGCGCAACGCUGCCCUCUAGUGAGAGCAGUCUACCUAGAAGUGGUAGAGUUGCUAAGAGGAUACUGCUGCGAGACCUUCCUGUCAAAGCUCAGUGACACGCUCAUGCAUGACCUUCACGUUCCUCAAACGGGGCUUCAGGUUGGUUUGUCGUCCUUUCAUCAACGGGCCAUUAACUUUCUAUGUGCCGAUCUGAAGUUGGCGUGCCAAAUUUGGAGCGGCUUCUUGGCAGCGAGCCCUGACCUGAAGCUCUCACUGGUUACGUGGGUGGUGGAUGGGCAGGGUUUACAGCAGACCAGCCUGAGAGAGUUAAUCCAGAACGUGCUGCAGUCAAACCUCGAGGAGGCAUUGUUGUGCCACAGUGUGGGAUACCGCAGGACCUUCCUCACAGCCCUGAUACAAGUGAUGACCGGAGGUGACUCGUCUUUACGUCAACAUCAUCCUCAGUCAGACUCACUACAGACGUCGGUCUUGCCGGAGUGUCUGGAUAUAUUGCUUGGUGACCUGGAGGACCAGCAUGGUGGGCCAGAGUUUCUGUCCCAGGCUCUCUGUGCUGCUAGUCUGCUGCUGCCCCAGUGGUCAGAUUCAAGCCCAAAGAUGUCCAUGGUCCUGCGCUGGUGUAGCAUCUUGGAGCGCCACCGGUGCCCAGAUGCUCCUGAAGAGCUCAGGAUGGCGACUGCUGAAGCUCUGUGUGCGGCCGGAGUUCCACUUAUGAGCCACAAUCUGAGAAAAUCUGCCCUCAUGAUCAGGCUGAUCAACACAGGUCUUUACCUGCUGCAGGACCAAAGCCAGCAGGUGAGGAUGAAAACUGCUCGUUUCACCUCCAUGGUGCACCAUGCGAGAGCAGAGGACGGGCAGGGCAGUGUCUACCACAUGCAGGUCAACCAAGCUCUACCGUUUCUGCUGGACCUUCUGCUGGAGGAAUGUGUUGAUGCUCCUGGUGCCCUGGAAGUGCUGCUGUGUCACCUGCCUCAGCACGACCUCAGCUUAGUGCUGAGAGAAGCCACAGAGAACGGAUGUUCCAGUUUGUAUGAGCAGGAUGAAGCCAAUGUGUUUGCAGAGCCCGCUGUGAUGUCGGCCCUCGUGCUGCCCUACCUGCUGCAGACGGCUGACAAAUACUCCGAGUCCUCUGCUUUGGCUCAGAGUCUGAGUACAUGGGCAGAGCAGAGCGCUGCACAGGUGUCACACUGCCUUGAAGUGUGCAAGGAACUCCAGCCAGCUGAGACAUUGACCCAGGCCUGGCUGUCUCUCCUCGUGGACCCCCGUUUCCACAGCACACUGUGUGUCCUGUUCACCAGGGCUGCCUUCCUCCUUCGAUUGCUGAAGAAUUCCGAUGAUUUACGACACCUGUGUGAUCCGUCUUCCCUACAGAAGCAAUUACAGGACGUUUUACAUCAGCUCAGACACAACGGUGUCCACUUUCCCUCUGCCUUAACAGCUGCUCUGGAUGGAGAGCUGCCAUGUGAGAGAGGGGACACUCUGUGAGCAAAGCCACUGUACCUCAUGACUAGUUAUUUAAUAGUACAGGGUUCCCACGUGUCCUUUGAAAAUCACCCUGAAUAGACAUGGUUGAUAUUUAGGUAAAUGUCUCCCUUUACGUUUGUUUACGAUGCCACCUACU
Messenger RNA from Solea senegalensis (Senegalese sole), 5929 nucleotides. RefSeq names its product thyroid adenoma-associated protein homolog. Gene Ontology annotation, biological process: tRNA methylation. The coding region runs from base 118 to 5793 and encodes 1891 amino acids. The transcript is spliced from 30 exons. NCBI's taxonomy places the organism in Eukaryota, Metazoa, Chordata, Actinopteri, Pleuronectiformes, Soleidae. The record is from RefSeq and is a predicted model, not a curated record. Gene Ontology annotation, cellular component: cytosol.